Messenger RNA from Bradysia coprophila, 2068 nucleotides. RefSeq names its product nervous fingers 2 (gene nerfin-2). NCBI's taxonomy places the organism in Eukaryota, Metazoa, Arthropoda, Insecta, Diptera, Sciaridae. Gene Ontology annotation, cellular component: transcription repressor complex; nucleus. Gene Ontology annotation, molecular function: DNA-binding transcription repressor activity, RNA polymerase II-specific; RNA polymerase II cis-regulatory region sequence-specific DNA binding. The record is from RefSeq and is a predicted model, not a curated record. Gene Ontology annotation, biological process: neuron differentiation; regulation of cell cycle process; negative regulation of transcription by RNA polymerase II.
AAAAUACUGAUUUUAGAUUUCAUUUCGAUAUUUAGGCCUGCACAUAAACUGAACAAAAAUUAAAGUUUUUACCUAAAGUUUAAGAUAAACGUAAAAUUAAGUGAAACAUAGAAAAAAAGACAAUGUUCCCGUACAACACUGCAUUGAGAUUUCCACCACAACUGAACUCAACAUAUUAUCACCCAUUUCUAAUACGCAACGGUGAUCCGCUAUCGCCGCUAGAUCUUUCGCUACGAAAUCCAGUACCAAUAACUCCACCAACAACUCCUUCCCCGCCACGAAAACGGUCCAGAAGCAAUGGUUUUCAGGAACAUUUUCAACUACUUCCAUUCAACGGACAUAUGUGGCGAGGCAAAGGUGUUGAUGAACUCCAGCCUGACCCCGAGUUGACGGAAUGGCAGCAAAAGAACGAGCAUACGGAGGAAGAAGUCGAUCGAAAAGAUCACAAAAAUGCAUUUGUGAAUUCGACGGAUUUUACUAAAAUAAAUAACGGAGACGUGUUCAUCGGUCGUGAUAGGGAUGAAUCUCAAAAUGUGUCCAAAAAUACGAGUUUAUCAGACGAUCUAGAAUUGAACGUCGAAAAUUCAACACAUUCGGACGAAGAAGAUUAUUACAUUGACGUGAUUAGCCAAGACGAUACGAAAAGUAUCGAUAUUUGUGAUGAAUCGGACGAACAAUGCAAACUGGAUGAUAGCGUUAAGAACAGUAUAUCUGUGUGUUCGAGUGAAUGUGACGAUUCACCAGUCCAUGAACCAUUGUCGCGCAAUAAGGUCGUUUACGAGGACUCAAAACAGCACUAUCAAGCACUCGAAGGUUUUGCAAAACUUUUCGAAAAGAAUUUCGGUAAAUCAACUAGUAGCCAAGUGAACGAUCCAGUUAAAUGUGAAAAAUCGUUUGAAAGCAAAAUCGAAAAACGAAAAUUGAAGAUCCGAAAACAACCACUUGACGACGAUAACUCUAGCCCGGUGUCCGGAACGAUAAUUCGAAAAUUAAGACACGAUGAAGAGUUGGUGGUCCGUAAAGGUGAUAUAGAUCCUGCAUUUAAUGUCGUGGAAAUAACGGAGGAAGCGAAAAUGAUAUUAGCUAGUAUCGAUAAUCAGAUCGGCUCAUACAUAUGUCAACUGUGCCGUGCAAUGUAUGACGAUGCAUUUCAAUUGGCGCAGCAUCGGUGUUCUAGAAUCGUUCACAUUGAAUACAGGUGUGCUGAAUGUGACAAGGUGUUUAACUGUCCUGCUAACUUGGCCUCGCACCGAAGAUGGCAUAAACCGAAAGUGGUAAACAGUCCCCGAAAAUCAGCCCCGUCAACAGCUAGCGAAAUUUCGAAAGAAGUGGAGUCAAUCACUACUGAAAAGCAACCUUCUGAUGUGCCGAACAAUGGCUUUCCUUGCAAAGAAUGCGGUAAAACAUUUCGCAGUUACAGACUGGCUUACUUGAAAAAGCAUUCGAUUUCCCAUCAAGUCGUUUCGAGUAAAGAAGCUGUUGUAGACACAAUGCGAACUCAACAAUUACCUUUUCGAAGCUACCAGUCUGGACGUUAUUCUAACAUUUUCCCGGAAUUCGAUAAGCGUUUAAACUCAUUUCAACAAUUCUAUUUUCAACAAACUGAGCGCAUGUCUGCAUUUCAAUAUGUUAGAGACCAUGCCAUCGAAGGAUAUAUGAAGAGAAAUACUCAGCUAUCGCAACUUCCACAACUACCACUUUGUGCAGCAAAAUGACAACCAAUAUUUCGGCCUGUUCCACGAAUGGCUGCUGCUCAAUGGCCUCAGAUACCAGACUUCAACAGUACAUUUGUCAGCAAUCAGCCGAAACCACAUGCUUUACGUACCAAUGCCAGCAACACAAACAUUUGAGUGAAUUUAUUUUGAUGGAAAUGUUCCUUCUUAUCCGGAAGAUCGGCCUGUUUUUAAAACACAGCAUUUACAAAAUGAAACCAAAUAUGCAAUAUUGGUCAGUCCACGUAUUGAAAGAAAAUCAUUGCGAUAUAUAGUUAUGGCGAAUAUACACGUUUAAGAAAACUAUGAAGAAUGUAUUUUAACAAUAAAAGUCACAGUUUAUGUGCACCACAAAU